CCCUGCUGUCAGUACAACGGCGCGCGCACUCACACACACACAUAGAGAGAGAGAGAAAGAGAGAAAGCGCGCGCGGAGAACAGCGUGUGUACGGUGACCCAGAGCGCACGAGCAGAGCGGCUGGUGAGUGUGAUUUAAGCCGCGUCUCUAGGCAACCGGCCCGUCUGAGGACCAUCACCUCCCGUUCAGCAGAGCUGCACCGGGACCGUGUUACAGUAAAUAUCCGGUGCAUCAUUCCAUCAUUGAGCUCUGGUAUGGACUAGCGGCUUUAUUCAUACAGCAGCGCACGGCGGAGCGUCUGUUUGUCGGUAACAUGCCGCAGAAAUCCUAAAAGGAAACCUCGCCGUUCUGUCCGGAUUGUUUUUGUUCUCGUGGAUUAAACUUGUGUCCGGGAUGGGGAAGGAGCAGGAGCUUCUGGAGGCGGCGCGGACCGGGAAUGUGGGGCUGGUGGAGAAGCUGUUGAGUGGGAAGAAAGGAUUGCUGGGCUCGGGCUCCGGCUCCAUACCUCUGCCCGGGUUACUCAGUAUGUGGAGAGGCGUCAAUGUGAACUGUGCUGACGGCUCAGGAUACACACCUCUGCACCACGCAUCUCUGAACGGACACAGGGACGUGGUGUUGAAGUUGUUGCAGUUUGAAGCCUCUACUAAUGUGGCAGACAGUAAGGGCUGUUUUCCUCUGCAUCUGGCCGCAUGGAGAGGUGACGUGGACAUAGUCCAGAUACUGAUCCACCACGGGCCGUCCCACAGCAGAGUUAAUGAGCAGAACCAUGAACAGGAGACGGCUCUGCAUUGUGCGGCUCAGUACGGUCACUCCGAGGUGGUCCGUGUUUUGCUGCAGGAGCUGACGGACCCCAGCAUGAGGAACAGUCGAGGAGAAACGCCGCUGGACCUGGCCGCCCUGUACGGCCGCCUGCAGGUGGUCCGCAUGCUACUAACCGCCCACCCCAACCUCAUGAGCUGCAAUACACACAAGCACACACCUCUACAUCUGGCUGCACGAAAUGGCCAUCACACUACCGUUCGAGUGCUGCUGGAGGCCGACAUGGACGUUAACACACAGACAGAUAAAGGAAGUGCUCUCCAUGAAGCCGCUCUCUUCGGAAAGAUGGAUGUAGUUCAGCUACUGCUUGACUCAGGGAUUGACGCCAACAUCAGAGAUUGCCAAGGAAGAUCUGCUCUAGACAUUCUAAGAGAACAUCCAUCUCAGAAAUCACAACAAAUUGCUUCUCUCAUACAAGAUUAUAUGAUGUCGGAUUGUGACAAAGGGAAUUUUCAUGAAGAUUUUGCCCGUCAGCGUCCAAUACCGACACCACGCACAUCAAUACCCUCACCUGUGCCCUCCCCGUCUCUACGGCAUAAAAGAGAGAUACAGUACUAUAUCAAACCGACAGAUAAAGGAAGUGCUCUCCAUGAAGCCGCUCUCUUCGGAAAGAUGGAUGUAGUUCAGCUACUGCUUGACUCAGGGAUUGAUGCCAACAUCAGAGAUUACCAAGGAAGAAGUGCUCUAGACAUACUAAGAGAACAUCCAUCUCAGAAAUCACAACAAAUUGCUUCUCUCAUUCAAGAUUUUAUGAUGUGGGAUUGUGACAAAGGGAAUUUUCACGAAGAUUUAACCCGUCAGCGUCCAAUACCGACACCACGCACAUCAAUACCCUCACCUGUGCCCUCCCCGUCUCUACGGCAUAAAAAUGACGCAGUAACAGGGGAGUUGUCCAAGUUGCUGAAUGAAAUAAAGAUCUGCCGUGAUAAGGAUUGCUCCUUUGAGGAGCUGUGUCAGACCAUCUCUUCUCACUCUCAGUCCAUGGAGAGCUUCGGCAGUGGGCGGCUGUCUGACGAAGAACGGAACAGCACUCUCACUCGAAUAAACAAGCGGCCCACUCCCCCGUUGCCCCCGGCGAUGGAAGAGGAGGAAAAGAGUUGCGGACCAUCAGGCCUGUGGGAGGCACUCACUCCCUGCAACGGCUGCAGAAACCUGGGCUUUUCUCAGGACAAGCGAUGUGCUGAAAUUGCCCAUUCUCCAUCACUGGAUGUGUUUUUACCAGAAGAUGUGGACAGCCCUUACGAGUCAGUUGCUACAGCUGUCACACGCAAACCCUGCUCUCUGGACAUCCAUCUCCACAACGCCUGUCCUCGCAGCGGCCACUUCUCACAUGUGUCGGUCAGUGAUGCAGAGCGAGGUAACCAUGGUGACGACUUUACAGGCCUGACUCCUGACUGCUCCCCUCCUUCACCUGAUACAGCCCUGAGGAACAUCGAGAGAGUCAUCCGCCCCCAGCCAAAGCAACGGACCUCAUUGUCCUCCUCCCAGGACGUCCAGAAACCCCUACAGAACCACAGCGGUGAGCCUUCAGAGGUCAGUUCAUCACUCGGCUACGCCAGCUUCAGCACCAGCCCCCCCGCCAGCCCCGCCAACUGCUCCAUCGGAUCGGUCGAAGACUACGGCCUCACUGGCCGCCACUUCCUGCCUGUCAUUUCCUCAGCAUCCACCUACGGCACUGCUGGCCGAAUGGGCAGUCGAUGCCGUUUCCAUGGCAAUGUCAUUCCUGGUACUGAGGACUUUGUAAUGGUAGCGUUUCAUGGGGUUUUUGAGCGUGUUUCAUCUGGUGGCAUGAAGUUCUGA
This is a messenger RNA of Sinocyclocheilus grahami, 2619 nucleotides long. Its product is annotated as ankyrin repeat and sterile alpha motif domain-containing protein 1B-like. The record is from RefSeq and is a predicted model, not a curated record. Gene Ontology annotation, biological process: ephrin receptor signaling pathway. Bases 394 to 2619 code for a protein of 741 amino acids. Gene Ontology annotation, molecular function: ephrin receptor binding. The transcript has 18 exons. Lineage: Eukaryota; Metazoa; Chordata; Actinopteri; Cypriniformes; Cyprinidae. Gene Ontology annotation, cellular component: cytosol.